UGGUACUAAUCCCCAGAUAAAUUUGGUUCUCAGUGUAUAAUUCCAUUCUAAAAACUGCGUUUUCUCGGCUAGCCAGCCCGACCUAGCAAAUCUAGACUCCUAGUCGUUCUUUUCACACUUCAACUAUUCCAAGACAAGCCCAUUACAGAUGCAGCAUCGCGAGUGAAUCUCUUAAAUGCCAAUCUUUCGCGUUUCUCCGAAUUGGAAUGUCGUCGGCGAUCGGCCGUCCUGGUAGCGCGUUGAUCACCGUCGCGGGUAUUUUUUUCACGAAAUUUGCGAUUUUCGCGAAUGCCAGGUUGAUUUUGGACAAUGUCAGCGUCGAUGUCGACUUUGACAAGGAGCCGUUUGAGUUGGACGAAGUCGUGAACGGCGUUUUCACGCCGAAAGGGUGGAACUCCACAUGGAUAUCUGAAACUGCCUUUAUCCAUAAGAAUGAAGAUGGCGAUGUCUUCAAGCACGACAUGCAAAGAAAAACUAGCAAACUCUUGCUACAGUCCAAAGUACUGCAAAAAUAUCCAGGAGCAAUUAUAUAUUUGUCAAAGGAUGAGAAAUUUUUUCUCUUCAGAUAUAACAUAACCAGGGUAAGAACAAUUUAACGAAUAUUCUAAUCGAAAAAAUAAUACUUUUCAGGUUUUCUAGGUUUACAGGUACUCUGCAUUGUCUCAGUAUAAAUUGUACGAGAUUGACACAGGCCAAACAUACGAUCUGGAUAAUUUGAACAAACUCCAAAUAGCGCAAUUUGGUUCUGUAGGGCAUAGCGUGGUUUAUGUGAGAGAAAAUAACAUUUAUUACAUUCCUACUAUAAGCGAUAUCCAAAAGCCUAUACAAAUUACCAACUUUGGAGUGCCGUUGUUGAUAUACUGUGGAGUACCAGACUGGAUUUAUGAAGAGGAAGUGUUAGAAUCGGCAUCGGCAAUGUGGUUUUCACCCAAUGCUACGUACCUUGCAUUUGGUACAUUCUAUGACGAAAAUGUUACGUUUUUCUCUUAUAUCCAAUACGGAGAACCUGGAGAACAACAGUAUCCAACUGUCAAAAGUAUCAAGUAUCCAAAGGCAGGUUCACCAAAUCCAAUAGCAGUUGUCUACGUUUACAACUUUUAUACAGGACGUUUGGUUGAACUUCAAUUACCAUCCGACGUAGAUAACAAAAAUAAGAACGACUACAUCCUGUUCGGACUAUCAUGGAUAUCAGAGACAGAAGUUGUGAUGGUAUCUUCCAACAGGGUACAGAAUGAGUCGUUUACAGUUAGAUGUACCGUGGAAGGUGUAUGUAAAAUGGAAGAUCAUCAAGUGGAGCAUCAAGGUUGGAUUGAACCUAAAUUACCGGUCUACAGUAAAAAUGGUACGCUGAAGGUAGAAAUUCUUCCAGAAGAAGAGGCUGACGAUAGAUAUUUUCAUAUAGUUUUCACAGACUUGGAACAAGGUACUAGAAAGAGAUUAACUUACGGAAGAACAACUGCCUUGAAGAUUCACGGGUGGGACGAAGAAGAAGGGCUGAUAUAUUACGAGGCAACUGUGAUAAACAGGCCCAGAAGACAGCAUGUGUACGCCGUCAAUUUGGACGCGGAGGUCAGAUGUUUGACCUGCAGCAUGGUGGUGGAAGGUCAGAAGUGUACGUUCGCCACGGCCUUCUUCGCGAAGACCUUCAAGUACUAUACUAAGGAGUGCCAGGGGCCUAAGGCGCCGUUGGUUGUUAUCGAGAACGCUGACGAUCCUUUUGAUUACUUACUAUGGGAAGAUAAUGAAGAUCUACGCGCCAAGUUAGCCACAAAAUGGGUUCCAGAACCUAAGUACCUGAGCGUCCCUAUACAAGGCAAAGAUGGAAACAACUUCACGGCCACAGUAGAAAUACUUAUACCUCCUACAUUGGGCUUACCUUCCAGGAAAAAACUACCAGCAGUUGUCGAAACGUAUGCAGGACCUAAUACCAAUAAGGUCCUGGAAAGGUACAACAUAGACCUUGCCACAUACCUGGUCAGUAACAGGGAAUACGUCCACAUCCGUAUAGAUGGCAGAGGAAGUGGUAGAGAUGGUCUCAAUAAGAUGUUUCAAAUGUAUAGGAGAUUAGGAACGGUGGAGAUUGAAGACCAGAUCCAGGUAUUUGCAACAGAAACUGAAGUUUAUCGAUAAAAGAAAAAUAGGAAUUUGGGGCUGGAGCUACGGAGGAUUUACCUCCAGUUGGGUUCUAGCAAAAGACUCAACCAAAGUGUUCAAUUUUGCUAUAGCCGUUGCACCAGUUACGAAUUUUCUAUUAUAUGAUACGAUGUAUACGGAGAGGUUCAUGGGCCUACCUACAUCUGAAGAUAACGAAAUAGGAUACAAUAGUACCGACUUGACAAGAAUAGUUGAGAAUUUUAGGGGUCGUCGGUACUUUUUAAUUCAUGGAAAUGCGGAUGAUAACGUACACUAUCAGAACUCUAUGCUAUUAUCGCGAGCUUUAGAACUGGAAGACAUAGAUUUCAAGCAAGUGAGCUAUCCAGAUGAAAACCAUGCACUGAUAUACGUCAGACCUCAUUUGGAUCACACUAUUGACAAAUAUAUUGCAAGAUGUUUUGGAGUAUACGAGCCACCUAUUACGUCAUAUAAUAAUGACAAUGACACAUUUACAGAAUAAAUUUCGGAACUUAGGUGAGACACUCUCUUGUAAAACUUGUGAGAGAACAAAUACAAUAAUUUUCUGUCAAGAA
Messenger RNA from Acanthoscelides obtectus, 2687 nucleotides. The record is from the annotation of a GenBank genome assembly. Lineage: Eukaryota; Metazoa; Arthropoda; Insecta; Coleoptera; Chrysomelidae.